Messenger RNA from Glossina fuscipes, 1158 nucleotides. Its product is annotated as ras-related protein Rab-21-like. Bases 129 to 806 code for a protein of 225 amino acids. Gene Ontology annotation, biological process: Rab protein signal transduction. NCBI's taxonomy places the organism in Eukaryota, Metazoa, Arthropoda, Insecta, Diptera, Glossinidae. The transcript has a single exon. Gene Ontology annotation, molecular function: GTP binding; GTPase activity. The record is from RefSeq and is a predicted model, not a curated record.
CUGACAAUACUGCUUAGUAUAAACACCUUGCUGAAAAAAAAUUUAGUAGGUUUAUCGUUUACAGGCCUUUUAUAUACCAAAAAAGAAGAUUUAAAAAAGAAAAAAUAAAACGAAAGAAAGACGGCAAAAUGAGUCCGUCGCUAGUAAAUUCAACGACACAAUAUAAUUUCAAAGUGGUUCUAUUAGGCGAAGGAUGCGUGGGCAAAACAUCAAUUGUAUUACGCUAUGUAGAGGAUAAAUUCAAUCCGCAACACAUCAGUACUUUACAGGCUUCGUUUCUAACGAAGAAAGUAAAUUUAGACAACGGUGCCAAAGUCCAGCUUAAUAUAUGGGAUACUGCUGGUCAGGAAAGAUUCCAUGCAUUGGGUCCUAUCUACUAUAGAGGCUCACACGGUGCUAUACUUGUUUAUGAUAUAACCGAUGAAGAUUCAUUUCAAAAAGUUAAAAAUUGGGUAAAAGAAUUGAAACGUAUGCUGGGCUCCGAUAUAAUUUUAACUAUAGCAGGCAAUAAAACAGAUUUAGAAAAUGAACGUACUGUGCCAUUUGAGGAUGCUUUAGAUUACGCAGACAGUGUCGGGGCGUAUUAUUUUGAAACGUCGGCCAAAGCUAAUGAAAACAUUGAAAAAUUAUUUACGGAAUUAACAGAAUUUAUGAUCGAACAUGUCCAACAGAACAAUCAACAGAACCAAAGAUCGGCACUUAAUGGUCAAUUUGGUCAACGACGCUUAAUUGUUGAAGAUUCUUUAGAUGGCUCCGACGACGCUGGCGCUCCAGUAAAUGGAACUACUCGUUCCUGUUGCGGUUGAUUUUAACAAUCAGUUGUAUUAGUGAAAAUAAAACGUAAAUGUUUAGAGUAUAAUAAGUAUUGUGAUAAUCUAUGUAAUGUAAUCUGAAAUUUGUUUCUUCAUUUGCAAAAUUGCAUUUUUGCUUUAUUCUUACAGAAUAUAUUUUAAAACAUUUUUCAAAAUUUUAGCUUAAUAUACCUAUGAUUGUAAAACUGAUAAUAUUCUAUAUUAAUUAUGUGAUUAUGCUUAUCUUCAUAUAUCAUUUUGUAUCGUUUACCUUUUCGUUUAAUUGUUAUCUUAAAAGAUUUGCAAUUCAUUUGCGGAUUUUUUUAAAGAAAAUAUCAUCAAAAUAUAUAUAACGAGUAUAUAAAAA